Molecule: messenger RNA, 4250 nt
Organism: Aspergillus calidoustus
Lineage: Eukaryota; Fungi; Ascomycota; Eurotiomycetes; Eurotiales; Aspergillaceae
Source: the annotation of a GenBank genome assembly
GCUUUAGUUGAGGGCUGAAAAGCCCAAGCUUAGAGGACCAGGCCCGAGAGCUUUUCUUUUCGUCACAAUGAGAGUUCUACUAUAAAUUGCAGGCGACGGUACGCUUGCCCUCUACCUAGGGACAACAUGCAAUUCUUCUCUGGUCCAUUCCAUAGCAAGAUGAGGAGAAUCAUUGUCCCUUUCGUUUUCGCUCUCUUGCCGCUAGUUUCCCCAGGCUCCGCGGCUCCUCCAAGUAACGAGUCUAAACCUUUACAAUGGGAACCGAGUUACGCUGGGCCCAUGGGCGGCAAACUAAUUACCGACCCAAGUCGCCUGUCAGUGCUUUCCGCGAUGCACGCUGAGGCUAUCGAAUGGAUAAACGCUGGGCAAGUUAUACCCGUGGAGCGAACGACGGAUCUUAGCCAGCACAAUGACGAGUCCUUGCACGAGCACGACAAACGCGUGUAUCAAGUCUUUGGGCUCCUGGGCGUCCAGCUUCUCACCACACUCGGUCUCAAGAAUCUAGAAAAGGUCCUCGAUGCGCUCCUGGGCUUGUUCAAGUCGGACGACAUCGUUUGGGAAAGUAGGGAAAGGUGUCGUGCGUUCUUCAGCACUCAUGGGGGAGGGAAUGAGAUUCUGCGGACAUAUGCUAAGGACCAUGGGAAUCCUACGGCGGAAAAUAAGAUAAACGCUGGAUGGAAUAACCCCAGCAGCACUGAUCCACCGGUCCAUUUCUUCGAGGGAGAUCCGGCAAUCGGGCUUUACAGUGUCCAGUUUACGGCAACUGAUACGGUCGCCUGGGGCGGUAUCCCGAAUACCCAGAAAUGCCCUAUCGAGGGCCUGUGCAACCCGCAGUAUAUCUUCUAUCGGAAGGGUUAUAGGAUCGCCAUUAAUACCUGGGAAUCCCAGGGCCGCGUUUCGGCUUGCCAAUAUUCUGGUGGACAGAAUUGCUUAGGACUGUGCUCCUCGGGCGUCCGGGAUCAAUUUUCGACAGGCGGCGUUGUAUGGGGAGGGAGCUGUGCAAUUCCCUGCAUCGAUGAUAUUCCAGAUGACUAUGUCACUAUACCAAACGAGGAGGCCAAGUUCAUGGUGGUCGGGGAUUCUAUUUCACAUGGAAUGGAGGACGACUGGACUUGGCGAUACCGACUCAGUCAAUGGUUGGACAAGAACGGGUACAUCCACCACUUUGUUGGACCCUGGCAGGGAACACACGCCAACGCACCAAUCGCCGUCUCCCAACCCACUGCCCCUUUAUUACCAGGCGAAGAGCCGCCAGCACCCUUCCCAGAAGGCACAGGCUCCUACGCCUCCGGUGUACCUGAAAGUUUCCGCAACACUGGCCAUGCCGCAUGGUGGGGCCGUCAAGCCGCACAGUCGCGGCACACGAUCAAAGCAUGGGUCUCCGAGCACCAGCCCGACUAUCUCCUAAUCUUGCUUGGCUUCAACGACCUCGGUUGGUUUGUGAGUGGACCCGAGGGCCUGAUCGGUGACAUGGGCAACCUAGUGCAGGCUGCACGCGAAGCGAAACCAGAUAUCAGGCUUCUCGUGGGCAACGUGGUCCACCGCAGCUUCAUAGGCGGAAGGCAGGACCUCGUUGAUAAUACCAACAGAUACAACAUACUCCUCCGGGAUACGUUGCCGAAUUGGUUUCGGUGGGAGUCUCCGAUUGCGUAUGUUGAUGUGAAUACCGAUUAUGAUUGCCGGCCUUCCGGCUGCCCGGAUGGAUAUGACGGGUUGCAUCCUAACGCUCGCGGGGAGUACCAUAUUGCGCAGGCGUUUGCGCGAGUCUUGCAGAGGGAUUUCAACUAUGACGGGACUGAGUUCUCGGUCCCUGAUGCAGUUGAUUCCAGGCCUGUGAGCACGCCGGGUAAUGUGAGGUCAGUCUCGUAUCCGGAGGGGCUCUUUACCACUUGGGACCCAGUCGAGAAUGCUCGUGGAUACCAGAUCCGUGCGCGGGUCCAGGGUGCGACGGGAUGGUGGUCCGAGGGGGACGUUUACCCGUCUACCCACGGAAGCUGGUCGCCAUGGGUGAUCAACGGACAGACGUGGGAGUACCAGGUCCGUACCAAGGGCGAUAACGAUGCCCGCUCCUCCUGGUCUGCAUUGAGCUCGGUCACAGCAAAUAUCAAGACAGCCCCGGGACCAUCAAACAUCAUUGUUGAGCCUCAGGGAACCGACGUCCUCGUGCGAUGGGAUGCGGUUACGGGAUACAACGUGAAUAGAUACGGUGUCCUUGCCUGGGAUAAAUCAACAGAGGGUGCUUUCAUCACAAUUUACCCCACAAAGGACACGAGCUUGCUUGUCAAGGGCUUGAAAUCGGGUUCACGUUACGGCAUCUGGGUAGCGACUUAUGUUGGCAUGAUUGGAAGCUUGACUAGGCAAUACGUCGUAGCUGGUGGGUUGCCUGCAGAGGGAAGAGAAUUCAUUGCCGGAUCCUGGGCACCCGCACCACCUACCGGACUGCGGGUGACCAACAUUGAUGCAACCACCGUUCGGCUUGAGUGGAAUGCGGCCGCUGGCGCUUCAGGGUAUGGUAUCUAUACCAGAAGCGUAAGGGACAACACAGCCCUCGAGCGAGGUGGUACAACGACGCAAACAUCACACGAGAUCUACUUCCUGUUCCCAGGGACUUGGAACUUCCAGUUCUGUAUAUCUGCGUACAACGGAAACCUGGAAACUGCCCCUGUUGCCUGCGUUAUCCCACCCGUUUGUUGUGGCUUCGAGAAGAGGGACUUGGUUGAGGCGAACUACACGGUUGUGCAGAAUACGAGCACAACUUAUAACUCGGCCAGUUUGGUUAAGGACAAAGAGCUUCAGAACCUAUUUGCAGCCUACCAGGAGGCUGCCGAGCUCGCAUCCUCCAUACCGGCUGACCCUGCUUCAGCGAUGCUGGGGACUGACUAGGCCGUUGCCUGGCUUAUGAUGCUGCUUCGUCGCAAUAUUCUUCAGAGGACCCAGCGAUGAUACUUCGUACAUGAGCACCCCGCGAGCCGAUGCCCAUUAUAUAGGGUAUAUGUGCCUGUGGAAAUUAGUGAAUGCUCCACCUAUGACAUGCUUAGCAAGAUCGGAAUUGCUUCGCUUAACUUAUAGAGUGAUUUCUCCAGCGGGUGGCUAUUCUUGAAUAAUUCUAGCAAUUUGAUGAGAACGUGCAGGCGACAGCAUAUUGAGUAGGUUGUCGUUUCAAGUAGCUGCCCAUCGCGUAAGAACAACAACCGCCCGGCAACGGAUCGUUCUUCCACCUGGGCAAACCCGUCCGUCGAGCUUUCCACAACGUCCCCGCAAGCACAAGGCAUCCCAAAAGCAAGGCCAGGACUGGAAGGACAAUCCACUUUCACUGCAGGCCGAUAUGCGUGGCGCUGACUUGGACACAGCCCACUGCUCUCCCAGGUUCGCCCUUGAGAUUCAACCCAUAUCGGGAAUCCCGAAAGGUCUUCGAGAUAGCCUGUGCGAUAUUCGCCGUACUGCAAUUAAGCCGUGUUGGAAGGUCGUCGCUGCAGCCGACGAUGGCUCCCUGGCCGCGACCCUGAUCACGAGUAUUGGCAUAAGGACGUCAUCUAACAAUAUGACCGGAACUGUCACAUUACCCACGGUAACUCGACCUGCUGGUACAGUUUCAUGGAACGCCGCGAGCACAGUGAGGUUGUUGCGGACUAGACGCGCAUUGAAGUGCAUUUCGAGACGGUUACCCAUACCAUGGCCUGUUUCCUAUAUCCAUUUAAACCCCGACGAUAAUUUGAAGAUAUUCAGCGGAUACUAACCUAACGACGACGCGGUAUGGUAUUUCGAACACUAGCUUUAUUAUGAAUGGGUUGACUGAUGGGACAUAUGACAUUUUCAUAUUUCUUGGAUGGCGGAUACCUGGUACCUUAGGGCGGCUGUAAGGCGAUUUCCGCCGGUGUUGGGAUUCGCUAGACUGUUGCAUGUGUCCUCGGCUUCGACGGCGAGUCCAAUGUUUUCUUGCCUCUGAUGUCUUUUGUUUCCACAUACUGUGGGGAUCCGAUGUGAACUUGGCGCUGCAUAUGGGGUUAUGAUUCGGUGCCUUAAUGGGCCCCUUGUGUUCUAAUCGGCUCUAAUGAAUGUAACUUCAAUUAUUCCGGGUUCGAGUCAAUACCGCUAUUAAAGUAAAGGCGCCUCUCUCCUUGGUCGCGGACACUUGACGCAAGAUGUAGGGAAAACGCAUGGAACGACCCAGCUCCUGCUGGUAAGACGAAUCUUAUCGGAAGAUGAUCUAUCACGUCCGUCUCGGAAGCCUGUUCCAGCCAACGACUACU